AAUUCAGUGUCUUUGUUUCUUUCAUUCAUCUUUGAUUUUUCAUUUUCUCUCUUUUUGUUUCUACACUGGCAAGUAGUUCAUGGUUCAUUCCAAAAAGUUCAUCGUCGGCCCUCUUUCAUUUGUCUCCAUCGGCUUGAUCAUCGGUGAUGAAAUGAGGGAGAAAUUUUAUGGUCACAUGAAUUUGGCUUGUUUGGUGUGACUUUUGCAUGUGAUUUUCAAGUUGAAUAUCGUGUUAUUUUCUUAGCAAACAAGAAAUGGUAAAUUUUGUUUUAAGUGUUUUGUUUUUGCAUUGCAAGUUCGAGAUGGUGUUAAUGAAUUCAUGAUAUCUUCUUAGCAUUCAGUUUAUUUUGAAGGGUAAUUUCUCAGUUUUGGUUCUUCUACGGUAUUGUUCACAGGGAUUGGUGAACUUCCCGAGAGAAAAACACAAUGUAUUGGGAAAAAAAAGAGAAAGAAAUAAGAAGCGGUCCCACUUGAUGGGCCCACAACCCUGUUCUUCCAUAUUAAAUUUUUCCUGAUUAUUAUGUUAUCCACUUACCAAUUUGAACAAAAAUAUGAAAGAGGCGAAGUUUAAAGUCCAGAUACAUCCAAGUUGAUGAAACAUCUAGAACUGGUGACUUUGUGCUUUUAGAAAUUCUUCUGUUUGGCCUUCCUAAUAAAUUUAUCAGCUUCCCAAAAACAGUGCGCAAAAUCCCAACUUUUGUCUGUAUUUUUUCUUUUCUCUACCGCAGAAUUGUAUCUUCUACUUUGAUGUAGAGCUAAUAAUAGAACUAGAAUGAUGAUAUAAAAAUUAUUGGGUCACUGCUUAGCAAUUUCAAGAAAGCUGGGCGUAAUGCGAUCAUAUGAACUGAUUGUUUUCUGUUUUGGAAUUACAGGUUCUUUCUCUCAAUUGGCAAUGUUACGACAGUUGGAAAACUCUCACGGCACAGGGCCUCCAAGAUUUAGAAGACCGCAUCAGAUGGACAGUUUCCUUCAAUUGCCCAGAGCUUUACCAUUAUGGGAAAAUGACAAGGAAGCAGAAACCUUACGUCUUGGACAUAUCAAACCUGAAGUUCUUAGCUGGUCUCCACGAAUCAUUUUACUGCACAACUUCCUAAGCAUGGAGGAAUGUGAGUAUCUUAUGGCUAUAGGGCACCCUUACCUUCACGAUUCAAUUGUGGGUGAUCCAAAAACAGGAAAGAUUUUCAAGAGCAAUGUCAGGACAAGCUCUGGUAUGUUCUUGAGUUUGGAAGAUAGAAAAUACCCAAUGGUGCAGGCAAUCGAAAAGCAAAUUUCAAUCUAUGCUCAAGUACCAAUCGAAAAUGGAGAGAAUAUGCAAAUUUUGAGGUAUGAGAAGAAUCAGUAUUAUGCAACCCAUACUGACUAUUUUUUUGGUAAAUUGUACAACUUCAAAGGUGAUGGGCAGCGAAUAGCAACAAUGCUUAUGUAUCUGGGUGAUAAUGUUGAAGGCGGUGAAACGUAUUUCCCAAUGGGUGGUUCGGGUGACUGCAACUACAACAACAACAACAACAACAAGCCUUUAUCCCACUAGGUAGGGUCGGCUACAUGGAUUGCGAGACGCCAUUGUGCUCUAUCAUUUAUUAAGCUUUUAGAAAUAUUAUUAACUAAGAGAUCACGUUCAACAACUUCCAAGAGUGUUCUCUUAGGCCUUCCUUUACCUCUCUUAAUCGGACUCAAAGGGUUCGGGUGACUGCAACUGUGGUGGUAAAAUUCUCAAAGGGCUCUCUAUGAAACCUAUAAAAGGAAAUGCAGUACUUUUCUGGUGUAUGGUUAGUAUCCAUAUUUGCUUUGUUAGAUAAAAGAAACUAGGCAUAUUUUUCCUUGAAAUUAUUAGAAAUGAGUUACACUUUCUAUGCUUAGAAAUAAUGUGAUUUGCUAUAUAUUUUA
This is a messenger RNA of Prosopis cineraria, 1884 nucleotides long. RefSeq names its product prolyl 4-hydroxylase 1-like. Gene Ontology annotation, biological process: peptidyl-proline hydroxylation to 4-hydroxy-L-proline. The record is from RefSeq and is a predicted model, not a curated record. Lineage: Eukaryota; Viridiplantae; Streptophyta; Magnoliopsida; Fabales; Fabaceae. The coding region runs from base 830 to 1528 and encodes 232 amino acids. Gene Ontology annotation, cellular component: endoplasmic reticulum. Gene Ontology annotation, molecular function: L-ascorbic acid binding; iron ion binding; procollagen-proline 4-dioxygenase activity. The transcript has 10 exons.